AUGCUUCUUACGAGGGAAGGAUUAAAAUAUAUUCCACCAUGCCAAAGUCAUUUUUAUUAUCGUCAACCUGUGGAAAAAAUUAUUGAACGAGAAUAUAAUCGUCUUCAUGGUGAAAAUGUUAAAAAUCUUACUGAUUAUACAUUUUCAACAAAGGAUACACGUGCUAUUGAAUAUUUCACUGAAAUAAAAAAUUUACUUGAACAAUUAUAUACGAAACCAUUACCAACAAAACUUAAACGACAUGCGCAAUAUAUCUACAAGAUGAUAAAGUCAAUGCAACGAAAAUUACGAAAAGCAAAUAUUGCUGUUGGUCAAACUGAUAAAAGUAAAUUAUUCUUUUUUAUUGAUGCGCAGGAAUAUGAAGAAAAAAUUCAAACUUAUAUGAACAAAACAAAUGCUUAUAAUGAAAUUACCAGUGGAAUUUGUCCAUUAGGAGAUGAUUUACAUUUAGUUAUAUUAUUACUUGAUCAUUUACUUGAACGGAAUGCAAUUAACAAAGAGCAAUACAAAAAAAUGUAUCCAAAUCUAAAAACAUUAGAAUUAGCUCACAUUUAUUUCAAUCUUAAAGUACAUAAGCCUGAAAUAUCAGUUCGACCUAUUGUUGCUUCCAUCAAUGCACCUGCUAGACAAAUAUCAAGUUUUUUAGAACAACUUCUCACUCCAAUUUACAAUUAUGUGACAAAAGAUAUAACAUUUAUUAAUAGUAUAGAUGUGAUUCGAAAAUUAAAAGAAUAUGAUCAAAAAGGUUAUCUGACAUCAACAACAUUAUUUGUUAUAUUUGACGUGACUGAUUUAUAUACAAUGAUUCCACGUGAUGGUGCUAUUGCAGCUUUAACUCGAUUUUGUAAAAAAUACUCAAUGAAUGAAAAAAUUGGAAAUCUUAAAAUAGAUACGAUUAUUAAAUUAGCCUGUGUUGUUUUAGAUACCAAUACAUUUGCUUAUAAAGAAAAAUAUUAUAGACAAAUUAAAGGUGGUGCUAUGGGUUCACCAUUUACUAUGGUUUUAGCAAAUAUUUAUAUGCUAGAAUGGGAACAAAAAUUAAUUCAACAUCAAAAUAGACAUCAAGAAAUUUAUGGCCGAUAUAUUGAUGAUGUCUUUAUGACUACGAGUUUAACAAAAGAAGAAAUCUUACGUGAACUCGAAGAAACAACGAAAAAUGAUCCCAACAUUAAAGUUACUAUAACAAUAAAUCACGCAUUAGAAUAUCUUGAUGCCAGCAUUGAAAAUAAUAAAGGACAAUUAAAAACAACUAUUUAUCAUAAAACAGCUUGGGAACCUCAUAUUCUACCUUAUGAAUCUGAUCAUCCACGACAUGUGCAUGCGAAUAUAAUUUAUACAAUGUUAGUUCGAGCUGCACGUAUAUGUUCAACUGUGGAAGAUUUUGAUAUGGAACGAUUAAGUGCUGAAAUGAUAUUGUUGGUCAAUGGAUAUCCACCAAAAUUUAUUCAAUACCAUUUAAAAAAUUUUUUUCUGCAAUUUAAUGCUAUGAGCACAUGGACUGAACUAAACAGUGAAUCAUAUGAAAAAUUACAUCAGACAUUACUUUACAAACCAACAAAAAGAGAAACUAAAACCAAUGUAAAGUUAAAUGAUCAAUUGAUUCAAAACCAAAACACAAACGAACAUAAAGAUCAAAUUUAUCUUCAUUAUACAUUUGAAAAUGGACCAUUACUGAAUUUUAAAAAAGAAUAUAGAAAAAUAUGGCAAAAAUAUUACGUUUAUUCAGGAUCACGUCUCAAACAUACUCGACUAAUUCUUGGCACUUUAUUAAACCGAACAUUAGAAGACCUUCUAAUACAUAAAAGACCAAGACGUGAUAUGUUAACCGGUAAAAAACGAGCAACAGCGGCAACUCAUCAUACAACAGCAGAACAAUUCCGUCAAUGA
This is a messenger RNA of Rotaria sp. Silwood1, 1887 nucleotides long. The record is from the annotation of a GenBank genome assembly. NCBI's taxonomy places the organism in Eukaryota, Metazoa, Rotifera, Eurotatoria, Philodinida, Philodinidae.